Aplosporella prunicola CBS 121167 is the source of this 1511-nucleotide messenger RNA. RefSeq lists its product as uncharacterized. Lineage: Eukaryota; Fungi; Ascomycota; Dothideomycetes; Botryosphaeriales; Aplosporellaceae. The coding region runs from base 174 to 1283 and encodes 369 amino acids. The record is from RefSeq and is a predicted model, not a curated record. The transcript is spliced from 2 exons.
CGCUGCACUUCUUUCCAUUUCUCUUCCCCCCGCUGGCCGGCAGUAUAAAUAGCCUGUCCGCUCGCUUUCGCCGUCCUUCUCUUCCCCAACUCUUUCUACAACCAGCAUGAGCGGCGGCGAUACCAGCACGUGUUGGUGAUUAUCCUUCAAACAGCAGCAGGCUCCCACCCACCAUGAGUUUCCUGGACAGUGUCCUUUCAUCCAUCGGCGGCGGCCAGCCGUCGCAACCGCGCCCUUCUGCCCCUUCUCAAGCCCCCGCCACAAAGCCGACCCAGAGUCCACGUGUCGGCGGCUCGAGCAACGGUGUGGGCCCCACCUCGCAGGCGCCCAAGCGCAAAGCCGAAGGCGAGCAAGACUCACUGCGGGCCAAGACCGUACGCAGAGAACUAGAUGCAGCCGCUGUCCGAUCCAACCCGGCCCCUAAGCCUGGCCCGGCUUCUCCGCUCGUGAAGCAGGCGACCGCCUCCAGCGCUAGCUCAAUCCCCUAUCGUGGUACCGCUCAGUCAUCGACCACCACGAACCCGGCACGCAAACCCGCCACCGUGGCUACAACGAUAGCCAAGUCAGGCACCCCCACCACCACCACGUCGAAGCUCGCCGCCAAGCCCACGGUGAAGCCUUCAGUCGCCCCGGUUGCCAAGACGCCCACUGCACCCCAGCCUAAGAAGGGCUCGUUUGCAGAGAUCAUGGCCCGCGCAAAGGCGGCACAAACCCAGCAACCGGUCGGCACCAUCAAACACAAACCAGUGGAAAAGAAAUUGUCCAAAAAGGAGAAGCUGGCACAGGAGGCGGACGCGAAGACCAAGCAGGCUGUCCCUCGGAACGGAAAGCCUGGAGUUGCACCAAUCGGACAGAAGGGCCAAUCCAAGGCUGCGGAGCCACCAGGUUCCAAGCCUGGUGUGCCUGCUAAGGAGAAGAGGAAGCCUGUCGAUCUUGGAUAUUCGGGAACGAUGCGCCCCUCCGCGAAAGAGCCGACUUAUCAAGGUACGAUGAAGAGCGGCGGUUCACGCAAGCCUGGCCAAGACAGAGCCAGCAGCUACGACCGGAGCCGGAGUACCUCACUUUCCGCAAGACCUCCGCCAUCUCGCUACCGGUAUGCCGAGGACGAAGAGGACGACGAAGAAGAGGACUACGAGUCAGAGUCAGAUAUGGAAGCUGGCAUGUUCGACGUGGACCGAGAAGAAAUGGAAAGUCUACGUGUUGCACGAAGGGAAGAUGAGUUAGCCUUGAAGGAGGAAGAAGAGCAUAGGCGGAGGAAGUUACUCGCAAAGAAGAGGUACUAGCGGCUCGAGCUUUGGAUGGAUGGGCUCUCAUUGGCAGGCACAGGCGCAACUCGGCCGGCUUUCGGACUAUGCUUUAGAGCAUUGCAUUGGGAUCAGUAGACUUUAUUGCGGUUAUAGCGUGGCGUUUCGACUAGUCUUACGGCACGAUUCACGAAGGACACCCAUAGGUAGUUAUUUGUAGAGAGGAGUAAUUACAGCGCUCAUGGAGCGGUUACCGAUCUCCACCCU